CUGGAAUGGUGCUGGCAGCGGCGGGCGCCCCAGAGCUGAAGCCCGAGAGGAGCCGCCAUGGAGACGCCGCCGCGGCCUCCCGCAUGCACAAAUCAGGGUCAUCAGAAGCCUCUCGAUUCAAAAGAUGAUAAUACCGAAAAACACUGCCCGGUGACAGUGAAUCCUUGGCAUAUGAAGAAAGCUUUUAAAGUCAUGAAUGAAUUAAGAAGUCAGAAUUUGCUGUGUGAUGUCACGAUUGUGGCCGAAGACAUGGAAAUUUCUGCUCAUAGAGUGGUGCUGGCUGCCUGUAGUCCUUACUUUCAUGCCAUGUUUACAGGUGAGAUGAGUGAGAGCCGAGCAAAGAGAGUUCGCAUCAAGGAGGUGGAUGGCUGGACCCUGAGGAUGCUGAUCGACUAUGUUUACACAGCAGAGAUUCAGGUGACAGAAGAGAAUGUACAGGUACUUCUCCCAGCUGCUGGUCUUUUACAGUUACAGGAUGUGAAGAAGACUUGCUGUGAAUUUUUGGAAUCUCAACUUCACCCUGUCAACUGCUUAGGAAUCCGGGCUUUCGCUGAUAUGCAUGCAUGCACGGACCUCUUAAACAAGGCCAACACCUAUGCAGGCAAGUGGAAUAAAUCUCAGCUGAAUUUGAUACAGGAAGAAUCUGGAAAUCUUGAUUUCUAUAUGAUUCUAUAGUGAUUUCUGGAAAUUUGUUUCAGGUUUUUGGAUCUGCACAUUAAAAAAAUACAUUUAAAAUCUUAUACUGGUAUUAUAGCACUGCACAGUUGAAGUAUACUCAUAGAGUUCUGAAUUUUAAAGAAAAACAUAAACUGUAUAUGAUAUUAGGCCUAAAUGACAGAGAAGAUAAUUUUAUGCAAAUAUUGAACCUCUAUGUUUUUCUUUCACCCUGUCAGAUUAAUAGGGAUAAAAAAAGUGUUUACAUAUGAAAUUAAGUCAUUUAAUCCCCAUUUUAUCCUUGCUUUUUGCAACGUUUUCUUGUAUCUGAGAAAACAAUUUGUGGCUUAAACAUUUUCAAAGCAGUGAAAUCUAGCUGAGUGUGAGCAGAGGAGUAAUGUAG
Odocoileus virginianus texanus is the source of this 1057-nucleotide messenger RNA. The record is from RefSeq and is a predicted model, not a curated record. NCBI's taxonomy places the organism in Eukaryota, Metazoa, Chordata, Mammalia, Artiodactyla, Cervidae.